AAUUAUGUAGUGAUACAGACUUAUAAUCCAAUCAGAAUUAUGACUAACAAACUGUCAAUACGAGUUAAUAAUAAAAAAAUAAACUGCGUUUUUUUUAAUUAAACGCUCUGGUAUCGAACAUGAUUACAAUGUUUAUCAUAAUAAUAUUACUAACGACUAUCCAAACCAUUUAUAGUUUAUAUUCUAAAUUCACUUAAACCGAUCUGUACCUACACUGUAUUCGGGUUCCGCUGGUUCAUCGAUUAUAUCUAUAGUCGCCGUCCAAUGCAAUACCUAUAAUUAAAUCAGUUUUAAUUACCUUGCUCAUUUGAUUGUGUCGAUACAAGAUUAUUAUUACUUCAACUCAAUUUUGGUUUUGACGUGUUUCAAGAAAAAUAGCCGAAUACUAUGAAAUAUGACAACACAUAUCGCGCUGUUCAGCGGUCGGAGGAGGAGGCGGUACAGAUGGAAUCGCUUUCGGACGACAGUAAGAGACACGGUCGUGGAGACUCACAGGACAACGACGAAUACGACGAGAAUGACAAGCUAAUAAUGUGCCGCAUUUGCUACGACGAUGAUAAGAAAGAAAGCACAGUAUCGCCGUGCAACUGUGUCGGAUCGCAUGCACACGUCCACGUGACGUGCCUCGAACAAUGGCUAUCCGUAUCAAAAUCGAGUAGUUGUGACAUCUGCAGCUACACUUUCAAGACAAUCGAACGUUCUUUGACCGUAAACGAGUGGCUGCGGGAGAGAAGAAACUGCCAAGGCUUCUGUCAACAGUUCACGGUCAUGUUAUUUUUCGUAUCGAUAUGGUGUUUAGUGCUCAUAGCCUGUGGAAUGAAAACGAUUGAAUAUUUCCUAGACACGAAAGACAAAAAUUCAUUUGCCAACGGGCUUCUCAUGUCUAUCAUAACGUUAGCAAUGGCUGCCAUGUUGUGGUUUUGGCUCAUCAUUUUUUCAUCGAUAUGGAAACGUAUUAACAUGGUGAUACGCUUGGACAAGAACUAUUUAAACGGAGCUGAUGAUAUCAACAAUGCGUUUGCUGUCUGACCAGCCUGGUUGGCUAAUUUAUAUUUUAUAAUAUUAAGAUUAAUUACUACUUAAUUAUUGUUUAUUUUUUUCUUAUAAUAUAGUUGAAAUGUAUUAUUA
Messenger RNA from Myzus persicae (green peach aphid), 1128 nucleotides. Its product is annotated as E3 ubiquitin-protein ligase MARCH2-like. The coding region runs from base 388 to 1029 and encodes 213 amino acids. The record is from RefSeq and is a predicted model, not a curated record. The transcript has 6 exons. NCBI's taxonomy places the organism in Eukaryota, Metazoa, Arthropoda, Insecta, Hemiptera, Aphididae. Gene Ontology annotation, molecular function: zinc ion binding.